This is a messenger RNA of Vigna umbellata (rice bean), 680 nucleotides long. RefSeq names its product NADH-ubiquinone oxidoreductase-like protein. NCBI's taxonomy places the organism in Eukaryota, Viridiplantae, Streptophyta, Magnoliopsida, Fabales, Fabaceae. Gene Ontology annotation, cellular component: respiratory chain complex I. Gene Ontology annotation, biological process: mitochondrial electron transport, NADH to ubiquinone. The record is from RefSeq and is a predicted model, not a curated record.
UGACUUUUGUUGUUUUUCGUACGGAGGGUGCGGGUUUCAAUAGAGAAAGAACAUAGAAUACGAUUUGCGAUUCCUUCAUCUCCCGUGUGAUUCAUUGAUCUGAUAAUUGAGUUGUGUGAUCGAAUUUAGGGUUUGGGAGAUGGCGUCGAGUGUUUUGAGGAACCUCAUGAGAUUUUCGUCAUCGAGGAACACGAGCACCAGAAGUUUCAGCCUCGUAACCUCUCAAAUCAGCAACCACACCGCCAAGUGGAUGCAGGAUACAAGCAAGAAAUCUCCGAUGGAGCUUAUUAAUGAAGUUCCUCCAAUUAAGGUUGAAGGCAGGAUAGUUGCCUGUGAAGGAGAUAGCAAUCCUGCACUCGGACACCCGAUUGAAUUCAUAUGCCUUGACUUGCCCGAGCCAGCUAUUUGCAAAUAUUGUGGCCUACGUUAUGUUCAGGAUCAUCACCAUUAAGAUUGGUUUCUCCAUGUAUUCUGGUGUGCAUGUACGAAAUUUCUGCCUGUUUUUGGUUACAAUGCUUUUGACUAAAUCAUGGCGUAACAAAUAUACUUCUUUGUUACAAUUUGCUAAAUAAGAUGCUCAUGUACUAUCUAUUUUGUUGGGUUAACGUUGUUAAGUGCGGUAAGUAAUUGUGACCCGAGGUACAGCUUCAUUGAGCAAUCUAUUUUAUUUUAAUUCUUAA